AUGUUGCAUUUGGCUAAGGCAAGCAAGUGGUUGGUAGUGAGGCUAAGGUCCGAAAACAAGCAUGCCGAUGACAACGUGCCCCUGGGAGUUGGGACCCUGCGUGGCCCUGGUCGCCUCAGGCUCCACAUGGCGCGUGCACCCAUCUGUCCCGCCCAACCAUCAUUCGUUCCUGCUGAAAUGGGUACCGACCGAAAUCUCAAUCCUCUGUCACAACAAGCACUUUGCGGCGCGAAUCCCAAGACGACCGACACGCGGCCUCGGGCCACCGCGCUCGCCGUCUACAGCCCACCCAGGCUCGUCCUGGGCAGGACGGAAAAAGGCCUAACGAGGGUUGCCCGGGCACAGAGAUCAUGGACGGGCAACGGGUGA
Messenger RNA from Pyricularia oryzae 70-15, 369 nucleotides. RefSeq lists its product as uncharacterized. NCBI's taxonomy places the organism in Eukaryota, Fungi, Ascomycota, Sordariomycetes, Magnaporthales, Pyriculariaceae. The coding region runs from base 1 to 369 and encodes 122 amino acids. The transcript is spliced from 3 exons. The record is from RefSeq and is a predicted model, not a curated record.